Amoebophrya sp. A25 is the source of this 5784-nucleotide messenger RNA. NCBI's taxonomy places the organism in Eukaryota, Dinophyceae, Syndiniales, Amoebophryaceae. The record is from the annotation of a GenBank genome assembly.
UAAAAGAAACGUAGACAGUACAAUCCAAGAAAAUAGGAUACCCCAUUCAUUGCAACACAUUAGGAUGACUUCUCUCCACCAACCACCUGGGAGUACCAAUUCCCGCAGUAGCAGGGACCACCAAGGAGCUCCGUCGCCUGCGCAGCUCGGCGGCUACCUGAUCCUUUGUUCCGUUGAUUUGGUAACAAAUUACGCCAAAGGUUCCUUGGAGAGCCGCUUCGAAUGCACAGCAGAACUGGUCCAGCAACGCCAGAGUGGUGGACAACGGAGCACUACAUCCUCUUCUAGCUCUUCUUCCAACAUUGUAGAACAAAAGCAAAUCCUAGCGAAAGGACCUGUGCCCUCGACAUCCGAAAAUCACAUUCUGCUGGACUUGUCCAAAGCCCGCAAAGAUGACGUAAUUAAGAUCACAGUGAGGGAUCUAAACCCUGGUCGUAGGUCGAAAAACAGUGGAGCUCAAGCUGCAGGAGGACGUGGGAAUGACACAAAGGACAGCACAACAAGCAGUAAUAAUGAACACCAAGAAGAAGAACAUGUGGGUCGUGACAGAGACAGAGACAGUGCAUCAACGUCAACCUCUCUCAUGGUUGGAAGUUGCCUCCUCUCCUGUCCACAAUCCUUCUCAACAUGUGCAGAGAACAGUAGUCGAGGAGCCUCCAAGACCUCGCCUCCGCUUUGCAACGGAGGUGUGUACGUCCUAGAUCGUUGGAUGCCACUAGAUGGAGCAAGAUAUCAGUUCGAACGUGGAGCUAGCAAAAGGAGCACAACUUCUGUGAGUGGGGCGAGUAUAUCACUUAUGACUUGGAAGAGACAUUGACUUUGACUUCUUUGACGGGUGAAGGAGGGGGAGCAUGUGAACUACAACAUGAGGGCAAGAAGACCUACUUGAAGAGUACCCAUUGGUACUUCCCUUCCAUGCGAAUUCUGCAUUUCGUCCCUUUCAUAUCACAACUCCGAGUCCUCUGCAAGUACGUGCCAGCUGAUGCAGCUAUUGCAGAAUCAGACAUCGAUCGUACCUUCCAUUGCCAAGACAUUCUGAUCUUAGCUUUGCAGUCUCUUUCGGUCGGGGCGGUCUCUUCGCCACAAACUGGUGGCGGUGGGUUAUGAUUGAGUUCUUCGUAUUCUGCUCCUUCGUAGUCUACUUGUUGUUCUUCGUAGUCUACUUCGUUCUCAUCUUCAUCUUCAUUCUUAGAGAAACUCCACAUGACGUUGCUCAACCUGUACAUCCACUUCAAGAAUAGGGUUAGUAAUGAAGCACGUAAUUAUUAUUAUUAUUUAAAAAUGAAAUAACAGUUGUCCCUUCUCGCCUCUUCUAACAGGAGGCAUCAACCCCGGAGGUACCGGAGGUAGUGGUAGUAAGAAGCAUCCCACAACCCGUGGUCAAAAUUGUGAAGAUGACGUCGUCUUAGCAUCUACACAGUCCUCAAAUCGUGGUGCGUUGACCCACGUUGCUGCGCCGUUUCUUUUCGUCUCGGAUGGUGGACCGACUACUCAAUUAAGGCUGAAGCAUUGAGAAGCAUUUAAUUGACUUCAAUUUUCUAUUAGCUAGUUUGUUUGUUAGCUGUCUUACUAUUUGAUCUCCCUGCCUUUCCCCCUGCUGCUUGCGCUUACUUGCGUCCUCGGCCUUUGCUCUUCUAACUGACGCUGCAUCUGCAACUUCGGGUCCAAACGCACUUCCUUUCGGCUCACGCAUGGCGUCAAGAGCGUCGGUGCGAAAUUCAACUGUCGGAGGUGAUACUGCACCGCCUAGCAAGCUGAGUGUCAAUAGUGGAGGAAUGGGGACGAGUAAGAAUGUUUAUGCUGAUGUUGAAAGGAAGAUAAUGAUUCUGAUCGCCAAAUUUUUAAUCUCACAGGAAGAGGAACACCUACCAGACCUGCACGCUUGAUGAUUAUAUUGUCCACCAGUUGUAGUUGCCAACAUACGCCCCAUGCCCGUGCCCAGCCUCCUCUAACUUCCCCGCCAAUCCACAUCCGCUGCAGCAUCCCAGCAAGCCUCAGCACAAAGUCGCUUCACCGUGACCACACCAAGCUCCGUUACCUUAGAAGGCCUGAAGUCGCGAGCGGUGAAUUUUGCGCCACCUCCUAGAGGCUCAGGAGGAUCUGUAGUCUUCAGAAAUUUGAGGGAGUUCGAGGAGAGCUGUGCGGAACGAACCAGACCAUAUCAAGAGAUGGUCGAGUUGCUGGAAACGAAGUUAGAGGCAGCGGGGUUGGAGAAAGAAGAUGUGGAAAUGUAAUCUCUGCUCGUUCAUUUUUGAAUCCUUUUGAUGACGUGACGAUAGUCUAGAGCAAUACAACCUUGAAUGUAUCUAUUCAUGAAAAGUGAAAUUAGUAAAAACGCGUUUGCAACCACAGAUACAAACGUGCCGCUAACUCUUUUCGAACGCAGCACAACACUGUACAGGAUAAGUUACGGGAAUCGUUAAACCUUUUUGAGUCACGUAUCACCGAACAGAACGAGUUGGUAGAACAGAAGACAGCGGAGAUUGCUGCACUGCAAGCGCAAGUGAACGAAGUACUUAAAUACUUAUUUUUUAGAAGAUGAAUGAGUUGUUUUACUCACGAUACAACUCUCUGAUGUCUUCCUCUUCCUCCGUUUAUUUGCUUAAUAUCGACAUGAAGGAGGUGCAAUACAUCCGACCAGGUUCGCGCCUCUCGCGAUUCUCUGCUCGAUGAAGUCACUCUCAGUCGCAACGCUGCUGCAAUGUCGGAAACUAGUGCCACUGAUCUUGGCGUCUUGCAGAAACAAGUGAAAGUUUUUGAUAAGUUACUCAAAGACGAAAAAGCGGCUGCGGAGUCAUCCGCAGAGCGAAGGGAGAAAGAGAUCGUAAGACUGCGUGACGAAUUGAGCAAAUUUCAAGAACAGAUGGAGCAGUUGGCAGAACACGUUACGAAAGUCGAAGGCGAAAAAAUGAGUCUUGCAGAUCGGUUGAAGAAGACUCUGGGGAUAUUGACUACGGAGAGGAAACAAGCGGCAGAUUGGAGACUGGAAAGAGUGGAGCUGUCGUCGAAGUAACAUACUGUAACUUGCUUUUAUUUAUAAAUAUUCAGUACAACUGGGUUGUUAGUACUUGGGCAUUUAUUUAUGUGGGAGAAAGUCGCCCGCGAGGCGUAGGUUCUUAGAGAAAACAAUAACAUUAACAACGUAGCUUGGUGGAGAAAACAAUUUAAGAACAACAACAACAAGAAGAUGUUUUCGUAAAAACACAGAGUCGAAUCCCUCGAAGCGGACCUCCGCACAGUGACGUACAACAAAUCGCUAGUUCAGGACUUGAAGAACCAAGUGACGCGACAGGAGGAACAGCUCGAGACGAGAUCAAAGCAGAUGGAGGACAUGAAAUCAACUUUUGAAGCACAGUUGAAUAGGGAGUUGGAGACGCAGAAGAGAUUGAUUAGGGUACUUACUUUGUCGCAAUCUUUAGAUUUUUUAGUACUCAUUUUCAUUUUGUUUUUCUUGUUCAAGAUCAACUACAUCUUGACCAGGACAACCAACCCUCAGCACACCUACUUCACAGGAAAAACAAGAAGCUACUCAACUAGCUCGCGAAGCUAAUAAGAAAGCCAGUCCAACCGGGAUGACUCCGCUUCAGAUGAGCGCGUCGAAUCUUCAAACCGAAUUGAAACUACAAAGUGCUAGGGUGAUCGAACUCGAGCACAAACUGAGUUUAGCUGGCGAUGUGGAGAGUUAGGGCGCAAGAAUACAAUUCAUUUCUACGAGUCAUUUUUCUCUGUUUUCUUCUUGUAAGAGUCUGAGAAAAUGAAACCACGAAAAUAAAAUGAAUUAGUUGCGCUCUUCUAAGAGAGGGAAAAAGACCAAGCGUUGAGGUUUGCAGAAUCCUUGGAAAAACGGAUCGCGGAAUUGCUCUUCGAAACCGAGGAAGGACAAAAGAAGUUCGAAAGCCAUCUGGCGAACGAGAAGGAUAGAACGGAAUUGUUGUUAAGGUCCAUCAAGGCUAUAUUCGUAUUCAUUGGUGGUAGUGCUAGUACUGACUCAACAGUUGCAGUUCAUCUUAAUCUUCGGUAUGGAUAUGUUAUUGGACAGUUGCAGUUGAUCUUAAUCUUCAGUAAAUGAGGUCGGUAUGGAUAUGUUAUUGCUUUGCUCCUUUCUAGUAUCUGUGUUCUGUGGCGUUGAUGAAAAUCUUUAUGAAGGCUGGAUCGGUUUGGUCAUAAAAGUAAGUAUGAAAAUCUAGAAAUAUCUAAAUCUCGAUAUCGUCUGCCAGUACAUGAUACCCACUUCUAAUCCCCGAAAAAGACAAUGCAGACUUGAAGAAGCUUCUCCAAGAAAUUCAACCGGAGUUUCACAAACUGCAGACAGAACUCGAGCAAUCCAGCUUCCAGGUGAAGGAGAUGGAGGCUCGAUGUAUCAUAAGUGACGAGGAGAAGCUACUGCAGAAAGAGCUGAAAGACCAAUUUUCGGAUUUGGGAAAAGCGAAUUAUGAGAUGAAUUCAUAAGCAUAACUGCUAGAGCUAGAGGACCUAUAUGAGUUUUGAUAAGUGUACAGGUCAACGCCUAAACGCAGUUGGCUUAGUGGUUUUCUAGGCGUUGACCUGUACACUUACCAAGUUCCACUUUCAUCAUCGUUCAACCGUAUUAACAUUAUCCUCUCGUCUCUAAUUACCCGAAGACCUUCGUGCCAAAGUCCGCCUACUCGAGGCUGAGAUCGUCGACCGCAAUACUCGUCUGUGGAAUGAGUAUAUACCUGCGAUAGAGCAAAAACGACAUGGUCAUGGAGGUUCAGCAGCAUCAGCAAGUACUAAUGUAGGAGGAGGAGGGCCACCGUCAUCGGCAUCGAAUUCGACUCUUUUCGCCACUUCAACACGCCAAGGAGGUUACCAAAGUCAGAGCAGUGGACAGAACCUAUCAGGGUCUGGAUCAUCUUCUUCGGCUGCAGCCCGUCAUCACCAUCUUCUUGGCUCGAAUAAGAAACCCCGAGCGAGUAGCCCUGGCAGUCGACUUGGGGCGCAGUCACUACCAGGAUCUAAUUUAGUCUCAACACCGGGAAGUAGUUCGGUUUUGUUAGGAAUGCAUCGGGUUCCUGUUGGUCAGCAUGAUCUUCCUAUGCAGAGUAUUAAUUAUGUACAAAAUGAUUCCGGCACCAGCGGUCCUCCAGGAGACAGCACUGGUACUUUUUACCGAUACACGCCAUGCAAAGGCGACGCUGUCGACAGAGCACUCGCCCAAAUGGUGAACGCAGCAAAACCGCCUGUGCCGUUUUAUCGUCUCUCGGCUGGUAUUUAUCUUUACGGCAGUCGCAAAGUACUGGUGAAGUUGACAAAACAGAACCGAUUGAUAUUCCGCGUAGGAGGUGGCUAUUGUAGCUUCGAACAAUUCUUAGAGCGGUUCUCAACGGAAGCGGAGGCCGGUUUGGGAGUUUCUGAGGUGUGGGAAUAACUUUGCAAUAGCACCAGUAGAUAGUGAAUAGAUAGUAGGUAGACUAGGUCUAGGUGGAUAUCAAAGAUGCAUCUGUAACAGAUGCAUCUGUAACAGUGUUAUCAGUUAUCCUUGUAGUUCUUGUAGCUCGUGUUUUUAAGGAGCUAAUUUCCGUAGAUGUUGAACAUGAACAUGAACUUUUUCUCAUCUGAUAGAUCGCUCAAGGUCAACAUUCAUGUUGAAAACUAAGUCUAUAGCAAUCUUCUAUUCGUUUGUCUUUGUUCUUACUUUUUGAACUACUCCACACGCAACUGCGCAACCAACGCGAUUCAUUGCAGAAGAUCAAGUAAUCAAUGUAAAAGAGACUCUGAAUGACGACACCAUCAUUAAGAUCCGGACUUCCGGGUGGAAGAAGC